AUGGGAGAUGUGGGGGUCAGGAGUGAGGGUCAGGAGUCGGGGGUCAGGAGUGAGGGUCAGGAGUCGGGAUCAGGAGUCGGGGUCAGGAGUCUGGGUCAGAAGUCAAGGUCAGGAGUGAGGAUCAGGAGUCAGGAGACAUUUUCUACCCCUCAAGUAAUCCGCCAUGUACCCAGGCGAACGCCUUCCGUUGUCUUACGGGAGCUGAAAUCGUUUGAUGAUGGAGAUAUUCAUCGUGGAUUGACAGGUCAUCAAACACCGAACACCACAUCCCAAGUACUUGGAGACGAUGAUGACGAUGUGGAGUGUCGGGAAGUGCUGAACCAGAAAAAGGAUGACAGGUGUGAUUUUGUGAAACAGACUGAUGACUGUCAGAUUGACGAAGGCUUCUUGGAUUACACCCAGUUUGUAUACUGUGACUUCGGUUCUGGAGGACAUUUAGUUGCGUUGGGAAUGAUUCUUCUGUUUAUAUGGUGGAUUUUCCUGUUCAUAGGCCUCGCUGUUACAGCUGAUGAUUUCUUCUGCCCAGCCUUAUCUGUGAUAUCGGAAACCAUGCACCUCAGUCACAAUGUAGCUGGUGUUACAUUCCUGGCUUUUGGUAACGGUGCUCCAGAUAUUUUCUCUGCUAUUGCUGCCAUCGGCAAUGCGAAGAAUGGUGAUGCUGGAUUAGCUAUCGGAGCCCUGUUUGGAGCUGGUGUGUUUGUGACUACAAUUGUAGCAGGGUCCAUCGCUGUGAUCUGUCCAUUCCAAGCUAUGCAGCGUCCAUUUCUCAGGGAUGUGAUUUUUUAUUUAGCUGCUGCCUUCUGGAGCUUCACCAUUCUUUGGAAGAAGGAGAUAAGGAAAAUAGAGGCUAUAGGUUUCAUUCUGAUGUAUGUUGCUUAUGUACUCGUGGUUGUGAUUGGGCGCUAUAUUUAUCAGAAGUACAAGAGUUCCAUUCCAUUACAGAACGGUGAGGUCAGGAAUGAUGAAGAGGAUGAACCAUAUGAGACCAUUCCAGGCAAACAUAGCAGCUCAGCAUCAGAGAGAGACCCUCUUCUUGAUGACAGAAUAAACCGGUCUGUGGAAGAGAGUGAUGAUGUAGAGACCAGAGGUGCCUUUAAAGACUUCCUGUCAGCCAUUAACCCCAUAGACACGGAAAAGUGGCCUGAAAUGAAAAUAUAUACAAAAAUCUACGAAGUGUUUAAGGCCCCGAUUAUGUUUCUGCUUGUCAUCACCGUGCCUGUAGUUGACUAUGAUGAAGACAAACAUAAGUGGAAUCGCUACCUCAACUCACUACAAUGUUUCACAGGACUGUUUUUUAGUUCUCUGGCUACAAAAGUUGGAUUUGAUACCAUUGGCGGCACGUUUCCACUGUGGGCACUAAGUCUCAUCAUAGGAGCUGGUCUGUCCCUUCUUGUGUUCUUUACCUCAAAAGAUGAGGUACAACCAAAAUAUCAUCCAGUCUUUGCCUAUCUUGGUUUUCUUGUAGCUUGUAUCUGGAUUUACUCUGUGGCCAAUGAAAUUGUCAACAUCCUUCAGACUUUUGGGAUCGUGCUCAAUAUCAGUAAUGCUAUUUUGGGUCUCACCCUGCUUGCUUGGGGAAAUAGUAUUGGUGAUUUGAUUGCUGAUACAGUAAUGGCUAGACAAGGCUAUCCUAGGAUGGGCAUAUCAGCCUGCUUUGGUGGACCAUUAUUUAAUUUACUUCUUGGUAUAGGUAUACCUUUCACAGUGGCUACAAUCAAAAAUGGAAGUGACUAUCAGCUCGAGAUAACAUUCGAAGAGGUUGUGCUGGCAGCAUUCCUUAUGUUGAGCUUAAUCGUGUCUCUUCUAGUUGUUCCACUGUCUAAAUUUAAAAUGUCUCGUAUGUACGGUUUGAUACUUAUAGUACUGUACAUAGUAUUUCUGGUUGUGGCCAUUUUAGCCGAGACAAAUGUUAUUGAUGUGAAGAUAUAAUUUUUCUCCUGUAAGGGAUGACGAAUUUUGGACAAGUCUAAUUUGCUACUACAACCUUUUGUUCUAGAUUAAGUGUGAUCAAAUGUUGUGAUGCAAGUAUGAAUGUUUGUUAAAAUUACUUUAUUUUGAAUGGUAUUU
Molecule: messenger RNA, 2067 nt
Organism: Ylistrum balloti
Lineage: Eukaryota; Metazoa; Mollusca; Bivalvia; Pectinida; Pectinidae
Product: mitochondrial sodium/calcium exchanger protein-like
Exons: 17
Coding region: 1-1929 (642 amino acids)
Biological process (GO): intracellular calcium ion homeostasis; monoatomic cation transport; transmembrane transport
Cellular component (GO): membrane
Molecular function (GO): calcium:sodium antiporter activity
Source: RefSeq, a predicted model, not a curated record